Serendipita indica DSM 11827 is the source of this 4270-nucleotide messenger RNA. The record is from the annotation of a GenBank genome assembly. NCBI's taxonomy places the organism in Eukaryota, Fungi, Basidiomycota, Agaricomycetes, Sebacinales, Serendipitaceae.
AUGUCAUCUGGAACGUCCAAUCAGCCGAGUAAUGCGACCCAGAAUUCACCAGGCACAUCGUCCGCACCCAGGAGGGGGCAAGUAAACGAUACGGCCAUCGUUGCACUCGAAUUUGUGGCAAAUAUAGCCGAGGCAUCCGAUAAACUCUCCGCUGUUAAAGCGAUCUGUCGAGCAACGAAAACGGUUCUCGAAGCCGUUCAAGCGGUAGACAAUAACGACCAAGAAUGGGUCGAUCUAAUGCAACGCUUGAAGGUUUAUGAAUCAGCAUUCAAGGAAAAAAGCGACGUAUUGCAGCAAUGUCCCUCAGACGUCGUAGACGAUGAGUUUCGGCGACUGCUCGACCACUAUGCCAAAGUCCUACAAAAGCUGCAUACAACAGUCAACAAUUUACGCGAGGAACGCAAGGGCAGACUCAAGUUCUGGAAAAGGAUAGCCCAAGUGAAAAAAGAUGCUGGGGAUAUCGGCAAACUCAAUCGAGAUAUUGAAGAUGGUCAUCGCCAGCUCAUGGAGGCGGUGAAUUUGUUCAUCGCACACCGUGUUCAAGCCAUCGAACAGAAGGUAAAAACUCUCCUGACAGACUCCGACGCCAAUGCUCUAUUCCAACUGCCAAUGGUAGCAUCCGUUGCUUCCUCGGUUCAUAGCACUUGCCUGGAGGGAACGCGUACGGCCGUUUUACAGAUGAUCCGUCGCUGGGCCGACGACAACACGUCAGGGAAGCCAAUAUUCUGGCUUUGUGAUAUUGCCGGCUCCGGAAAAUCCACAGUUGCAAUGUCUGCGGUUGAGUCCUGGCGGGAGAUGGGAGUGCUCGGGGGGCGCUUCUUCUUUUCCAUUGCAAGCAGCGAAGGAUCAACCAUUGACAAGUUCUGUUCCACUAUAGCGAGAGAGUUGGCUCAUAACAUGCCUGAACUUGCAUCACAUAUUGCUGCAGCCGUGAAACAAAACCCGGCUAUCAUGCGAAGUCCGUUCGAAGAACAAUUUCGGAGGCUUAUCCUCGGUCCUCUGAAUAAUCGACAGGAACGCGCGAUUCUUGUCGUGGACGCCAUCGAUGAAUGCAAGUCUCAAUCACAUCGAAGGGAGCUUCUCGACGCACUCGCUAUGGCUGCCAAUGAGAGCGCAAACCUGAAACUACUCAUCACAAGCAGACCGGAUUCUGUUGUCGAACACGUUUUGGGGUCACUCUCGAUCAAAGCAAAGUUAGAAGACCGGCUUCACAGCGUCAAUCAUCAAGAUAAUAUCGACGACAUUGCACGGUAUAUGCAUCAGUCACUAUCCAAAGUCCUACCAGAGUACAAAGUGCAACAGCUGGUCGAAAAGGCUAAUGGCUUGUUUAUCUGGGCAACCACCGUGUGUCGGUUGUUCGAUGCCAAAAGUAGAUUCAAGACUCCUGAAAGGAUCUAUGACCACCUUAUCUCGAUGCACCAAACUGGAAUGAUAGACGACCUAUAUAGCCUCGUCUUUGAACGUAUGGAGCCUCCAGCUCAUGAAAUUGUGUGCGAAAUGCUUGCUUUGUUGCUUGCAGCAUUCGAACCACUCACAGUCAAUGAUCUGGACGACCUCAUGAAGCAUUCCGGAGUAGAGGGAAGCGCUCUGGAUUUGGUAACGAAUUUGGGCAGUGUACUCACCCAAGACGCGAGUACCAAUCUUAUUCAGUUUCGCCAUCCUACCUUGGUCGAGUACCUCCAACGACGUUGUACCAUCAAUCUAACCAUCAAUGACCACGAUAAAAUCUAUAUAGACCUCAACAAGGCUCACAGUCGAUUGGCAUCAUGGUGUCUCCAAUGCCUCAAGAAAGGUCUCAGGUUCAAUAUAUGUCAACUUGAGUCUUCUUUCUAUCUGAAUCGGCAAGUCCCGGAUCUUGACGUAAAGAUAUCACAUUUCAUCCCGCAAAGUCUUCGAUAUGCCAGUGUUUACUGGACAUUUCAUGUCACGGGAACAGAUGAAAACUGUCGACGGACGCUCAAAGAUAGAGUUUGGUACAUUCUACAGACUCCAUAUGUUUUAUACUGGAUGGAGAUUUUGAGCUUCAUCAGGGGCGUGCCACGAGUGAUAGCUGGCUUUCGAGCACUUUCGCGCCACGUAGAGCUUGGGAGCAAGAUCAGAAGCAGCACAAUCGAAGUUCGACGGUUUAUGAUGACAUUUUCAGUGCCAAUUCAGGAGAGCGCUGCACACAUCUACAUUUCGGCGCUUCCAUUUACCCCCCGAGGAUCCAUGCUACAUUCUGAGGGCCUAAGAUGGUUCCCAAACGUCCUCAAAGUUUCACAGGGGCUUGAAGAUAUGUAUCCCAACCUGCCAAGAGCUAUUCGAGGUCAUAGUGGGGCCGUGAACGCCGUCGCGGUCUCACCAGAUGGCUCUAUAAUAGCAUCCUGCUCGUCUGACGCGACCAUUCGAUUGUGGGAUACAGACACCGGACAGCCGUUAGGGGUGCCACUCCGAGGUCACCAAGAAUGGGUCAAAUGCAUCGCGUUCUCUCCAGAUGGCUCUAUAAUAGCAUCUGGCUCGUCCGACAUGACCAUUAGGUUGUGGGAUGCAGACACUGGACAGCCAUUGGGGGUGCCACUCCAAGGCCAUAGAGGACGGGUUAAGACCGUAACAUUCUCGCCAGAGGGUUCACGAAUUGCCUCCGGCUCGUCUAACGGUACAAUCUUACUGUGGGAUGCGAACACUCGUCAGCCUAUAACAGCAGCAUUACGAGGUUCCAGUUCGUCGGUCAACACCAUUGCAUUCUCGCCAGAUGGCUCACGUAUCAUUUCUGGUUCAUCCGAUCGAUGUAUUCGCCAGUGGGACUCAUACAACGGUCAAUGUUUGGGAAAGCCGCUUCGGGGUCACAAUAAGGAAGUGAAGGCGGUCGCCUUCUCACCAGAUGGCUCACGAAUUGCCUCAGGCUCGUCGGAUCAUACGAUUCGAUUGUGGAAUGCAUACACAGGCGAAAAGCUAUGGGGUCGAUCCCUCGUCCAUGACUCCGUAGUCACUGCUGUGGGAUUCUCGCCAGACGGUUUGCGGGUCGUCUCUUGCUCACGAGAUAAGACAGUGCGUGUGUGGAAUGUGGAAGGUGAUCUCUUUGUGGAUGAGUCCCUUCGAGGUUGCAAGGAGGCCGCCAUCACUGACACUAUCUCGCCGAAUCGCUCACGGACCGCCUCUAGUUCGGAAGGUAGUAAGAAAGGUCAACUAGGCAACAUCAAAACUGGCCAUAAAUUUUCAAUGAAGCUCCGAGGUCACACGUCCCCAGUCAAUACCGUCGCUUUCAUCCAAGACGGCUCACGAAUAAUUUCCGGCUCCUCCGACAAGACCAUCCGGCAGUGGGAUCCACACACCGGUGAGCCGGUAGGACACCCAACGGAAGGUCACGAGGCACCCAUCAACGCAGUCGCAUUCUCGCCGGACGGUCAACGAAUUGCCUCUGGUUCGCGAGACUGGACGCUUCGUAUGUGGAAUGCAGACAAUGGUCGUCCUUUAGGAGGGCCACUUCGAGGUCACGAUGGGCAUGUAAAUGCUGUCGCAUUCUCUCCAGACGGCUUAAGAGUUAUUUCUUGCUCCUCUGACAAGAAGAUUCGUUGGUGGAACGCGGAGACUGGAGAAGCGUUAGGAGAGCCGCUUCGAGGCCACAAAGGCCCAAUAAACUCAAUAUCAUUAUCGCGAGAUGGCUUACGCAUUGUCUCUGGUUCAUCUGACAAAACAAUUCGAGUCUGGGAUGCGCACACUGGUCAGCAGGUGGGAGAGCCAUUCCAAGGUCACCAAAAGGAGGUCAUGGCCGUUGCUUUUUCCCCAGACGGAUCACGAAUUGUCUCUGGCUCGGCUGAUACGACGAUAAUACUCUGGGAUGCAAACACUGGUGUACGCAUUGGGGAGCCAAUCCGAGGUCACAGUGGAAGCGUGGUAGCCGUACUAUUCUCACCAGAUGGCUCUAGAAUUCUGUCUGGCUCACGAGACAAAACGAUGCGCCUGUGGCAUGCAGUUACAGGUCAGUCGCUGGGACACCCAUUUCGAGGACACCAAGAUUGGAUCAAAUCUAUCGCGUUUUCGCCGGACGGCUCUCGAAUCGUCUCCGGCUCGCGUGACUGGUCGAUUAUGCUGUGGGAUGCUGCAACAGUAUCAUUCUCACCAGAUGGCUCCCGCAUCGUGUCUGCCUCGUCCGACACCACAAUUAGAGUAUGGAAUGCAGAACCUGAUCAGCCAUUGGCUGAGCCACUCCAAGGUGACCAAUACCCCCGGCAGGCCGCAGUUGCCCUGCCUCUAGAUGGCUUUGAAGAACAAAAUUCGAAUUCAAACGGAG